Messenger RNA from Tribolium castaneum (red flour beetle), 1318 nucleotides. RefSeq names its product Phosphatidylinositol glycan anchor biosynthesis class K (gene PIG-K). The coding region runs from base 246 to 1262 and encodes 338 amino acids. The transcript is spliced from 4 exons. Gene Ontology annotation, biological process: proteolysis; attachment of GPI anchor to protein. NCBI's taxonomy places the organism in Eukaryota, Metazoa, Arthropoda, Insecta, Coleoptera, Tenebrionidae. The record is from RefSeq and is a predicted model, not a curated record. Gene Ontology annotation, molecular function: GPI-anchor transamidase activity. Gene Ontology annotation, cellular component: GPI-anchor transamidase complex.
AACAAAAAAAUUUUGCCUAAAAUCACAAAAAAUUGCGCAAAACGGACUCAAACAUUUGUCGAUUUUUUAGCCGAUGUUUUCACUCAAAAAACUUCGAUAAUUGCAGAUUUUGCCCAAUUUUUGGAAAAUUUGCAAGCUUUUAAGAAUUUUUAUUCAAAAUUUUGCUCAACAAAUCACCAGAUUUAGGAAUAAAAUCACUAGACUUUGGCCUAACCUCAUUUUUUGCGCCACCAAACUAACCGGGAAUGGGGCUGUUUACCCCCAUUUUUGUGGCCUUUUGCGCCUCGCUGGCCCACUCACAGCUCGAUUUUGAAUUUCCGAAAAAUGGGCACACGAAUAAUUGGGCGGUUUUGGUCGAUACGAGCCGUUUCUGGUUCAAUUACCGGCACGUGGCCAACGUGCUUUCGAUCUAUCGUAGCGUGAAACGCCUGGGAAUCCCCGACAGCCAAAUAAUAUUAAUGAUAGCCGACGAUAUGGCGUGCAACCCCCGAAAUCCGCGCCCUGCGACUGUUUUUAACAACGCAAAUCAGCACAUUAAUGUGUACGGGGAUGACGUUGAGGUUGACUAUCGGGGGUAUGAGGUCACGGUUGAGAAUUUCGUGCGGUUGUUGACGGGGAGGUUGCCCCCGGGGACGCCCCGGUCCAAGCAAUUGUUGACUGAUGAAGGGAGCAACGUUUUGAUUUAUUUAACGGGGCAUGGGGGCGACGGCUUUUUGAAAUUUCAGGAUUCGGAGGAAAUAACGAGUCAGGAGAUGGCCGAUGCUUUGGAGCAAAUGUGGCAAAAACAGAGAUAUCACGAAAUUUUUUUCAUGAUUGAUACGUGCCAAGCCGCCUCGAUGUAUGAGCGGUUCUACUCGCCUAAUAUUCUAGCCGUGGGGAGCAGUCUCGUGGGGGAAGACUCACUUUCGCAUCACGUUGACUCGUCCAUUGGUGUUUACAUAAUUGAUCGUUACACGUUUUUUGCACUUGAGUUUUUGGAAAACGUCGAUCAGCAUACGAAAAAAACGAUGGGCGAAUUUUUAAAUGUUUGUCCGAAACGAGUUUGUAUUUCAACAGUUGGGGUCAGGCGCGAUUUAUUCGCAAGGAACCCGCAUCAAGUCCCCAUAACUGACUUUUUUGGGUCUGUGAGGCCUGUUGAGGUCAUCUCGAAUGUUACACUUGUCCCUCUAGUCACAAAUGAGACAAAGACUAAGCCAGUGGCUCAGCCGACGAAGAAAUAUCGUUACAUUCCGCCUUUAGUUAAUUUUAAUUCGAUUGUGUAAUUUUUUGAAUAUUUUUUUGUGAAAAAAAAAGAAAUAAAACAAAGUUUAAAAAAAAU